Molecule: messenger RNA, 652 nt
Organism: Sphaeroforma arctica JP610
Lineage: Eukaryota; Ichthyosporea; Ichthyophonida
Exons: 2
Coding region: 54-287 (77 amino acids)
Source: RefSeq, a predicted model, not a curated record
ACCUACAGACAUCUUUUAAUUGCCUGACCUCAGUUUGUAUCGGUCUAGCGCCGAUGAUUUUUGGCGUCCUGCUGACGUGUACGAACACAUUUAGUUACCCAGGGAUCGCGUACGCUGUGGGAGGUGUCUGUGCGAUGUUGUGUGUAUUCAUCGCCGGCAAACUACCAAGAGACACCCUAGAAAUGCAACGGAUGUGCAAGACCGCACCGAGACCUGUCCCGGAAGACGACAGUGACACAUUUGAAGAGUUCCAGCAUUUGGAAGAAGAGAUUGUCAGGGUUGGUUAAACCUUCGAAAAUAAAAUAAAUACUUGUACAACCACCACAGCUCACACUUAGUGGGAUACGUUGUGCUUGUUGCAUAUUUGAUCAUAGUCGUCUUGAUUUCUGGUUUUUCGUUGCUGUAGUUUUGUUUUUUGUGUAGAGCUUUGGUAAUAUAGCUUUUUGAGAAUGCUUAAGACUAACGCAUGCACGAGUCAGUCUUGCCGCAGUCCUACCACGUUCCGGGUGGCAAUGCAAUUUUUAAAACCUUAUUAUUAAAAAUAUGUAUGGCGGUUGAUAAUUAGUGCCCUCAACAAUUGUCGUAAAUGCGGUCUCCACUAGCUAGUUGUCGAGUAAAACUUUUACAUGAACACUUUAGAAGUGUGGCUGAU